AUGGCUUCUCCAGAGAUUGUUGACCUUGCCGAGGAUGAUCUGGGCCGUGUACCUGAGGGAAUAGUCUUCGACGAUGAAAGCAAAGCAAAUUCCAGGGACAACUUAACAACCAAGUCAACAGAGAAAGAUCUACAAGAAAAUGUCCUGGACAAAUCCACACCGAUUAUCUAUCAUUAUUUAAAAUUCGAAACAAAUCUGCCAUCGCCUUCAACCAGUAUAUCCGUGGAUCCGGCAAAACCAUCGCCCCCUCAGCCAGACCUCAAGAAGUUCACAUCUCCCUUUGACUGGCCCGAAUCCCGGAAGAAUUUCAUGGUCUGGUUAUCGUGUAUUGCCACACUCUGCACUGCGUAUACAGCUGGGGCGUACUCCCCUGCAGUUGGUCAGAUGACGGUCGAAUGGAAUGUGAGUCAAGUUGCUGCAGUGGUUGGCAUUACUAGCUUCUGUUGUGGCUUUGGCAUAGCUCCUAUGGUUCUAGCACCAUUUUCUGAAAUUCAAGGCCGAUAUCCAGUUUUCGUUGGUGCUGGAAUUCUGUUUCUAAUAUGUCAAAUAUGCUGUGCCGUCACCAAAUCUUAUGCUGGAAUGAUCGUCGCUAGAUUUUGGGUUGGAUGUGGGAGUUCCGUAUUCUCAACCAUGGUCGGGGGGGUUGUCAGUGACCUAUACCACGCCCACGAUCGAAACACACCCAUGGCUCUUUUCUCGGGUGGAGCUCUCCUCGGAACGGGCUUGGGUCCUUUGGUCUCAGGCUUUAUCGCCCACAACACGAAUUGGAGAUGGGUGUUCUGGGUACAGGUUAUUAUUUGCGGCAUCUUGGUCUCCGCGGUGACACUAUUCUUCAAGGAGACUCGAGGAAGCAUUCUUCUGAGCAAGAAAGCGAGGUGUCUGAACAGGUGGUAUGAAGAGAGGGAAGCGGCCGGUUACAUCGGUUUCGACAUGCCAGUCUCCCCAGGAUCAGAGAAGACCGGGAGCCAGCGAAUUCGAUGGAAAGUCAAGUCCGACGAGGAGCGAGAAUCGAUCUCGAAAAUGAUCGGCAUUUCAGUGUGUCGACCUUUCCACCUCCUCGUCACCGAGCCUGUUGUCUUCUUUUUCAGUCUUUGGGUUUCUUUUGCAUGGGCUGUUCUCUAUCUAACGUUUGGGUCUAUCCCUCUCGUCUUUGGCCGUUCACAUGAUUUCACGAUCCAAGAGUCUGGAGCUGUCUUCGCGGCAAUGUGCGUUGGUGCAAUACUUUCUACGGUUCUUUCCAUCUACCAAGAUCGUCUGCUAGCCCGAUACCUCACAUCCUCGGCUAAGCAUAUUGAAAAUCCAGGACGGAUAAGAAGAAGCAUCGACCUGAGUUCCCCAGAAGCACGUCUAUAUUUUGCGUGUGUUGAAUCAGUAUUUCUUCCCAUUGGCCUUUUCUGGUUCGGCUGGACUCAGUUUCCCUCGAUCCCUUGGAUUGUCCCUACCAUGUCGAUAGCAUGUGCAACUAUGGGAAUAUUCUCGAUCUAUCUCGCUACGUUCAACUAUCUUGCCGAUACCUACCAUAGGUACGCAAGCUCGGCACUGGCAGCGCAAUCAUUUUGUAGGAAUAUCCUGGGUGGCGUCUUUCCCUUGGUCACGGUGCAAAUGUUCAACCGAUUGACAUUUCAAGGGGCGGCGAGUCUACUAGGUGGGCUAGCAUUACUAUUGACGGCCGUGCCGUGGGUGUUGGUACUAUAUGGACCCCAGAUCAGGGCCAGAAGCAAGUUUGCCAGCGAGGUUAUGUGA
Molecule: messenger RNA, 1743 nt
Organism: Hyaloscypha bicolor E
Lineage: Eukaryota; Fungi; Ascomycota; Leotiomycetes; Helotiales; Hyaloscyphaceae
Product: MFS multidrug transporter-like protein
Exons: 3
Coding region: 1-1743 (580 amino acids)
Biological process (GO): transmembrane transport
Molecular function (GO): transmembrane transporter activity
Source: RefSeq, a predicted model, not a curated record